Molecule: messenger RNA, 2291 nt
Organism: Nelumbo nucifera (sacred lotus)
Lineage: Eukaryota; Viridiplantae; Streptophyta; Magnoliopsida; Proteales; Nelumbonaceae
Cellular component (GO): TRAPPIII protein complex
Source: RefSeq, a predicted model, not a curated record
UGGGGGAGGAAAGGGCUCCGAUAACGCAGCGUUGUUGAUUUGAAGACUCGAUUAAUGGGGUUGACGUGGAGCCUAUCUUCUCCGGCUACGAACACGCCUUCAACAAGAGUUCAGAGCCAAGGCAGAGAGCCGAAGCGGCAAAAUAUUAGAGGGUUCAAUGUAGACCAUCUUCUCCGGCGACAUCGGCGGAUUCGACGAUCUCCAAACAAAAGUCAAAAAGUUCAUCUUCUCCGGCGACGGUCACUGAAUUCGGUAGACAAAUCAUUUCGGUUUGAUUAAAUUCAUAAUCCCACGUGAAUGUAUUAGCUUUCACGGAACUUUUUCAUUUGAUUGGACUAAGAAGGAGUGAAAGCAGCGGAAGGGAGUACUCAAAGCAGGAAUUCUGAAUUCUAAAAUCUGAACAGAGAAGGCAAAACAAAGGCCAUAAAACUAGAACAACUUUAACAGCAGUCUUGUUGUUUCCCGGAUUCCGCUUGCAACUGAAUUGAGAUCGGGAGGACAGGAAAGAGAUGAACGCCAGUAUGGGAUUACACUCCCUGACCUUCAGAGUGAUGCGGCUCUGCAGGCCAUCAUUCCAGGUGGACGAUCCCCUCCGCUUCGACUCGCUCGACCUCCUUACCGGAGAAGAUAUCUUUGACGACCCCGCCACCGUGUCUCAGGCUCAGCUCCCUCGCCUCUUCCAUCGUUGCAACACCAACACCACCAAACCUGGGGAAGUGGAUACCUAUCGCAACCGCUAUGUUCUCCAGAAUCCCACCGACGCGAUGGGCCUCCCGGGCUUCCUCGUCCUCCCCCAAGCCUUUGGAGCAAUUUACCUUGGGGAGACCUUCUGCAGCUAUAUCAGCAUCAACAACAGUUCUAAUGUCGAAGUCAAGGACGUUAUAAUCAAGGUUGAAAUUCAAACAGAGAGGCAGCGUAUAAUGUUAUUGGAUACUUCAAAAUCACCUGUUGCAUCAAUACAUUCAGGGGGGCGGUAUGAUUUCAUUAUGGAACAUGAUGUCAAGGAGCUUGGGACCCACACGCUGGUUUGUACUGCUUUGUACACUGAUGGGGAUGGUGAUUGCAAAUAUCUUCCACAAUCUUUUAAGUUCAUUGUGGCAAGCCCGCUUUCUGUCAGAACAAAGGUUCGCACUGUCAAGGACAUUACAUUUUUGGAGGCUUGCAUUGAAAACCAUACAAAAUCGAACCUUUACAUGGAGCAAGUUGAUUUUGUGCCAGCUCAGAACUGGAGUACAACAACAUUGAAAGCUGAUGAACACUAUUCAGAGAUCAAUUGUCAAACCAGAGAGAUAUUUAAGCCACCCAUUCUCAUUAGAUCUGGGGGAGGAAUUCACAAUUAUCUCUAUCAGUUGAGGUUGUCCUCACAUGAAUCCACACAAAUGAAAGUUGAGGGAAGUAAUGUCCUUGGUAAGUUUCAGAUUACAUGGCAUACUAAUUUGGGUGAACCUGGGCGGCUGCAGACACAACCGAUUUUUGGCAGUCCCAUAUCACACAAAGAGAUCAAAUUGAAGAUUGUGGAGGUUCCAUCCAUAACCAUCUCAGGAAGACCCUUUUUGAUACGUUUGAAUCUCACAAACCAGACAGAUAGGAAAAUGGGACCUUUUGAAGUUUGGAUGUCUAAAGGCAAUUUCCAUGAGCAGAAAGCUAUUACUGUUAAUGGUCUUCACAAAAUGGUGCUACCACAUGUGGAGGCAUUUGAAUCAACAGAUUUCAAUUUGAACUUGGUUGCUAGUAGACUUGGGGUUCAGAAAAUCACAGGAAUUACAAUGUUUGACAUAAAAGAGAAGAAAAUAUAUGAUCCUUUGCCAGAUCUGGAGAUAUUUGUUGAUGCAGAUUGAUUUGUUGAAAUUCUUGGUUCUCAGCUUGGAAGUAUUGGUCUGUAGAGGCCAUGAUUCUCCUUAUCAGGGAUUGAUAUUUGUCUUGUUUAUUUUCUGGGAGAUCUACUACAGAAUUGAUUCCUUCUCGUUGCAGGAAGUAGUGCUUUAUGCUCAGAUAUGCAUCACCCUCUUUGCAAGUGGUUCUUCCAUGGAUCACAAGAUCCCCAGGACUCUGAUCUGUAGAAGGACCUGAACUUUUUGGAAGUUAACAGUUCAAUUUUUCAUUCCUGAAAUUGUUUUGGGUCAUCCACUGUGUCUGAAAGCACUCAUAAUUUCCUUGUAGUACUUCAGAAAUCUUUACAAUGAAACCAUGUCAACUAAGAUUUCUUAAAUUUCAUCUACAAAAGCUGUUUCUCUGGUGUUGCUGUAUUAACUAUGAACGUGCUAUGCACCUAAUAACCAUUUUCAUGUUAA